Cajanus cajan (pigeon pea) is the source of this 2359-nucleotide messenger RNA. Its product is annotated as 3-phosphoinositide-dependent protein kinase 2. Gene Ontology annotation, molecular function: protein serine/threonine kinase activity; ATP binding. The record is from RefSeq and is a predicted model, not a curated record. Lineage: Eukaryota; Viridiplantae; Streptophyta; Magnoliopsida; Fabales; Fabaceae. Gene Ontology annotation, biological process: peptidyl-serine phosphorylation; intracellular signal transduction.
CACAAAAGCUUGUAAUCAUAUGCAUUAUUUAUGCUAACACCUCCUUCCCUUCCCAUGACAGGUGUUUGCCUUGUUCCUGAUUUAGCCAUAAUAGCCACAAAGAGAGAGAGAAAGAAGGCAUGACAAAAUGAAAUGAAUGAUCUCCAUCAUCACUCCCAUUCCUUCUCCUUCUCUCUAGGGUUUCCAAUUUCAAUUCCCAAUCUCCCCCAAAGCUCCCACCUUUCCCAUUCAUUCGCGCAAUUCCCUUCGCCCUUUUCCUUUUCCCUCAAAAGGGUACCCUCGCCUUCGCCCCUCUUUGACCGUUCCGGGCUCGCCCCCCCAGGCCUCUAGAGAGAGAAAGUGCUUUUCUAGAGAGAGAAAGUCACCAUGGGAAUGUAGAGUGUAGCUCCCUUCUUGCUAUUGUUGGCGACCGAGCAAUGUUGGAAAUGGAGAAGGAUUUUGAUUCCAAGCUCAAGAUUCAGGGGAAUUCCUCCUCUUCCAAUGGAAAUGCUGGGAAUGUCCAGAGAUCCAAAAGCUUUGCUUUUAGGGCUCCCCAGGAGAAUUACACCAUUCAGGACUUUGAAUUGGGCAAGAUCUAUGGUGUUGGCUCUUAUUCUAAGGUUGUGAGGGCAAAGAAGAAGGACACAGGAACUGUGUAUGCAUUGAAGAUCAUGGACAAAAAAUUUAUUACCAAAGAGAACAAAACAGCUUAUGUAAAAUUGGAACGCAUUGUACUAGAUCAAUUGGAUCAUCCAGGCAUUGUGCGGUUAUAUUUCACAUUUCAAGACUCAUUUUCUCUGUACAUGGCACUUGAAUCCUGUGAAGGUGGAGAACUUUUUGAUCAAAUAACCAGGAAAGGUCGUCUAUCAGAGGACGAGGCACGAUUCUAUGCAGCUGAAGUUGUAGAUGCUCUUGAAUACAUACACAAUUUGGGAGUGAUACAUCGCGAUAUUAAGCCAGAGAAUUUAUUACUUACAGCUGAAGGACAUAUUAAAAUAGCCGAUUUUGGGAGUGUGAAGCCUAUGCAGGAUAGCCAAAUCACUGUCCUUCCAAAUGCAGCAUCAGAUGACAAAGCCUGCACUUUUGUGGGAACAGCUGCUUAUGUCCCUCCAGAGGUUCUUAAUUCCUCUCCAGCAACUUUUGGAAAUGACCUUUGGGCACUUGGCUGCACAUUAUACCAAAUGCUUUCUGGAACUUCCCCUUUUAAAGACGCAAGUGAAUGGCUUAUUUUUCAAAGAAUUAUAGCAAGAGAACUUAGAUUUCCAGAUUACUUUUCUGAUGAAGCAAGAGACCUUGUUGACCGCCUGUUGGAUUUGGACCCCAGCAGGAGACCAGGUGCAGGACCUGAUGGUUAUGCUAUUUUGAAGAUGCACCCUUUUUUCAAGGGGGUUGACUGGGAUAACUUGAGGGCACAGAUUCCUCCAAAACUUGCUCUAGAACCUUGUACUCAGUCGCCUGCUGGUGAUGAUGUUCAUGACUCAUCAUGGAGUCCCUCUCACAUUGGAGAUGGUUCUGCUUCUUUGGCUAGACAACCUGAUGGUGCCGCAUCAUCUUCUGAAGGAACUGGUCACAUAACUAGGCUAGCUUCAAUUGAUUCCUUCGAUUCAAAAUGGCAACAAUUUUUGGAUCCUGGGGAAUCUGUUCUUAUGAUCUCUAUGGUGAAGAAAUUACAAAAACUAACAAGCAAGAAGGUGCAGCUCAUCCUCACCAACAAACCAAAGUUGAUCUAUGUGGACCCGUCAAAGUUAAUUGUGAAGGGAAAUAUAAUAUGGUCUGAUAAUCCAAAUGAUUUAAGCAUCCAAGUGACUACUCCAUCAAAUUUCAAGAUUUGCACACCUAAAAAGGUAAUGUCGUUUGAGGAUGCAAAGCAAAGAGCAUGGCAGUGGAAAAAGGCAAUUGAAGGACUUCAAAACCGGUGAAUUUAUUCUGGUUUUGAGAACAUAUUCUUUUAUAUAUCUAUUGUUCAGCAAGAAGGGAUAAAACAGUUGACUGCCCAACAAUCAAUUAUUCAUUAAAAGAAAACAAAUUUGCAGAUUUUGCUGAAGCUGGUUCUAUCUAAUUCCUCUGCACAGCUUAAUUUUGUGGAGUUCUUACAUCCUCUUUCAUGCUUAUAAGGGAUGAUAAAAUGUGGAAGUUCUAAUUGUAGCUAUGUCAGAGGUUGGAGCCAAUACUUUGUAAGAAAAAUUCGGUUUUUUUAAAAUUAUAUAUUAAUAUUAUGAGUUGGAAGAUGAUAUCAUUUUGGUUGUCAUAAUGUAUGAAUCAUUGAAUUGCUCAAUUUAUUGUUUCUUCAGCCCCAGUUAGACUGUGAAGCCAUCUUGAAAUUUCAAAAUGGAUGAUUUGGCCCUUGGCAAUCUGUAAAUAAAAUAGGCAAUUCUAUGUA